Rangifer tarandus platyrhynchus (Svalbard reindeer) is the source of this 1569-nucleotide messenger RNA. NCBI's taxonomy places the organism in Eukaryota, Metazoa, Chordata, Mammalia, Artiodactyla, Cervidae. The record is from the annotation of a GenBank genome assembly.
AUGUCGAUUCUAAAGGGGCUGAUGUGGGCUGCUCAUACCAAGGAGGUUAUCAAUAGGAAGUCAGUAUUUCUGCAGCCCUCCCCUCAACUUAAAUUCACAUUUAAGGGUGAGGUGAAGGCGCUACAAUGCGCCCUGGCGCUGGAGAUCCGCUCUGUAACUUGCCCAGGAGUGGUGCUGAAAGACAAGGAGGACAUCUAUCUUAGCAUCUGUGUGUUUGGCCAAUACAAAAAGACACAAUGUGUCCCAGCCAAUUUUCCAUUGGUCUUCAAUGCCAGAAUGGUGUUUGAAAAGGUGUUCCCUGAAGCAGUGGACCCUGGAGAUGUGGUUGCACAGCUUGAAUAUGAUACAGCAUUGUUUGAGUUGAUUCAGCUAGUUCCACCAGUGGGUGAAACGUUGUCUACAUAUGAUGAGAAUACACGAGAUUUCAUGUUCCCGGGUCCAAAUCAAAUUUCUGGACACCAUGAUUCAAACCGCCAGGUUACCAUGAGGAGGAUUUCUGGCCUUCGAGGAAUUGCUCCAAAGCUGGAAUUUUCUACAACCUCAGUGAUUACUGAAUGUCUGAUAAGUUCAAGGAAGUGCCGCACUCAGGAUAAAUUCAUUUACCAUACGGCUCCAGUUGAAAAACCACACGGCAGACUGCAAAACAGAACAUCGAGGUCACAGAAGAAAAAAUCCAAGUCACCUGAGAGAAAUAAGUAUUGCAUAAAUGCAAAAAGCUACGAACAGCCUACAAUUUCUUCAAAAUCACACUCUCCAUCUCCUUACACAAAAAGACGCAUGUGUGAGCUAUCAGAAGACACCAGGCGGCGGCUGGCCCAUUUAAAUCUCGGCCCUUAUGAAUUCAAGAAAGAAACAGAUAAACCUCCAUUUGUGAUUAGACAUGUCGAUCCCCCAAGUCCCAGGGCCGAUGCUUUAUUUGGAUCUCCUGGCAGAGACUGUGAAAGAGAUGGAUGGUCCAGGCUGCACAAUGAUCAUUCUCAUCUUGGCUGCUGUAGACCCAAGGAUUAUAAGGUCAUCAGAACACCUCAUGGGAGAGACUUCGAUGAUUCUUUGGAAAGGUGUGAAGACUAUUUGAGUUCAAGGUCAGGCAGUAAGCCCCAGCAUUCAGCCAGGACCUUACUUGUUCAUUCAGCACCCUCUACCAUGCCGAAGCAUUCUCCAAGCCCUGUGUUAAAUCGAGCUUCUCUCAGGGAAAGGUUCCAUUCUGAUUGGUGUUCACCUUCCAACUGUGAUGAGAUCCAUGACCGGGUAAAGAAUGUCUUGAAAUCACAUCAGGCUCAUCAAAGACAUUUAUAUGAUGAGCGAGACCCAGAGAAAGAAGAGGAACUGGAACUGAAAAGAGGUCUUUUAUAUAGAGACUCUGCCUAUGACAGCGACCCAGAGUAUAGCUCAUUUCAACAGCCACGUGGCACUCUCCAUUUGGAUGAUGGUGAAUACUGGUCCAACAGGCCAGCCUCUUAUAAAGGAAAAUCCCACCGACCCAUCUUUGAGAACAGCAUGGACAAGAUAUACAGGAACUUAUACAAAAAGGCCUGUAGUUCUGUUUCUCAUACACAGGAAAGCUUCUGA